AUGUCCCUAUCAUUCAGCCUCAAACGGUUGAUAUCCGGCCAGAAUAUCGAAGAAGAGAGACAUAAACAUGACCCAAGUCGAGCAAAGCAGAGACACAUUUUCAGGCGUCCACUUAAAAAGCUUUCUGUUUUCAACAAGUACUUUGAAUUCCACAAAGUCUUCUCUUUAGAGACCAAUACUAGAGGUAAACAAUGUUCUAUGGCAAGAAAUGCAAGUAAUGUGUUCAUGGGGCUCACAAGAGAAACGCACCCUUGCCAACAAAAUUCACCGCCGGAGCCUUUCAAGCUCCCAGAAAAUAGUUCACCCACAAUCGCAUCUGAAGACUGCGAUAUUUUACCCUCAGUUGAGCUUAACACCCACACGAAUGCUCAAAAUUUUGAUUCUAAUGUGGCCUGGCACGGUUCCAUGCAUGAUCAUGAUUCUCCUGAGGGUCAUGCAAAUUUGAGGCCUUUUCUGGAUCCUGAAGAUAUUACCCGAUCAUUGCACUCUGAACAAACCGCCGGACAGACCAAAACUCAAGCUCCAUCUGCGAUUGACCUACGGAGAGAAACGUCGCGCACUACAGUCCAUGAAGAGGAACUGGACCCUUAUCAUAAUCUUCCCAUGAAUGACCAUCCACAUUCGAAAAGGCUCCGAGACGAUCAUGCCAAAGCUGAGGCUACCAGACUAAAGAUGCAGAACUUACUUGUUGGAAGAGCAAACUUGCAAGCCGAAAGUUUUAUCAGUAGUCCUGCUAAGUACCUUUUCGAUGUGAACCCAAGAAGGAUGGCUAAACUUCAUGAUUUGUAUCAGCAGGCGGUUAACCUAUCGUACCAUCUCCGGACACGUCGGCCAGCGCUCAAAAUAUCUACACUCAAAGAUCUGAGCUCUCUCUACGACAUUAAUGACCCAAAGAUGACCCUUCAUACCAUGGUGAUCGAAGAUGACGGAGACAAGCUAAAUGGCCACCCUCUUACUUUAGUCAUCCACCCCGCGAUUCAAUCGUACGGAACCGAACGAGGGGUAAAAUUUGAGUCAGAAACACUGAUAUGGGCGUCAGCGGAAGUUUGGUUCUACAAUCCUUUACCAAAAGGCCCAGAAUCAAAUGUAGGAGGGGAUGCGGGGGUGAAACCAUAG
This is a messenger RNA of Sclerotinia sclerotiorum 1980 UF-70, 1116 nucleotides long. RefSeq lists its product with no specific name. Lineage: Eukaryota; Fungi; Ascomycota; Leotiomycetes; Helotiales; Sclerotiniaceae. The transcript is spliced from 2 exons. The record is from RefSeq and is a predicted model, not a curated record. Bases 1 to 1116 code for a protein of 371 amino acids.